Tetrahymena thermophila SB210 is the source of this 1245-nucleotide messenger RNA. RefSeq lists its product as hypothetical. Lineage: Eukaryota; Ciliophora; Oligohymenophorea; Hymenostomatida; Tetrahymenidae. The record is from RefSeq and is a predicted model, not a curated record. The transcript has a single exon.
UCCUAAUAUAAGAUUAUCUUAAAAAAUUACAAUCAAACAUAACUGGAAAAUAAAUAAACAAAGUAAGAGCAAAUAAAAAAAUACUAACAAAUAAUUCAUAUGUCACUUUUUUUAUCCUCAAGUUAAGAAAUCUAAAUGUAAACUUCCUUAAAAGAUUAAGAAUACUUUGGGUUGAAAUUAAAAAAACAAAUGGCUAAAAUAAAAAAUACAAAAAGCAAGCAAUUUAAAAGCCAGAAUUUAAUUAUUGUGCCAAUUUAUCAAAAUAGACAUAUUCUAAACCAUCAAUUUAUAAUUUAAGGAUAUGUUUAAAUAGAAACCUAAUACAGAGAUUUCUCAAGCAUUUACGAAUAAGAAUUAGUACCAAUAUAUAAAUAAAAUCUAUCUAUCAACUCUAUUGUUAACAAUUAUAAAUAAAAAUAAAUAGAGUUAAAUAUUGAAAGUAAAUAUGGAAGCGGAUUAAAAGAUUUUUAAUUUUUGAUUGAUUAUUUUAACUAAAGUAGCGAUAUCAGAUUAAAAGAAUUAGGUGAAUAAAUGCAAAUUUAUCAGAAUUAUGUAAAUCAAAAAUAACUAUAUUGGUAAUAGUAAAGUGUUAAACUAAAAGCCAGAAUUAUAAGUCAAGAAGACAUUCAGUAGGCAUUAUAUAAUUAUGAAUAGUACAUCGAUGAAUACACUAAAUAGCAUUUCAAGGAAGAUGACCUUCUGCUCAUAGGAAUAUUUUCUGCAGAUUUUGAAGAAGGAGAUCUUCAAAUAAAAAAAUAUAAAGUAAGCUACUCUGUUUUUGAUGCAGUAGGUAUCUGUAUUAAUAACCCUUCUUAAUAUGAGAUUUUGCAAUAAAUCACUUAAGUUUCAAGACUCUUGGGUAAAGAGAGGAUUGAAGAGGCAAUCUUAAAAUUUAAAUUUUUUGGAUAAUCAAAGGGCAGUGUGAUCUUUGAGUAGCCUUUAGUUACCUCAGAUCAAAUACAUUUGAAUGUCACGUUUAAAGUUUAAUUUAUUGAUUGGCCUGAAAAACCUGAAUUUUUAUAAGACGAUGAUUUGGUUGGAUAUGUAUUAUAAAUUUAAAUAUCACCAGAGCAACUAUAAAAAUUAAAAGAGGUAAGAGCAAACCAAAAUGAUUAAACUCUAAGCUCAAUUCCGUCUUAGACUAAUUUUGAAUCUGAAAUCUACUCUGAAAUUUUCAUUGAAAAGUAUUAUUCAGAUUAAAAAGCUGCUGCAAAAUAAAAAAAAAUUAAAAAAUAAAAUUACUGA